Molecule: messenger RNA, 2577 nt
Organism: Cutaneotrichosporon cavernicola
Lineage: Eukaryota; Fungi; Basidiomycota; Tremellomycetes; Trichosporonales; Trichosporonaceae
Gene: creD
Exons: 2
Coding region: 1-2577 (858 amino acids)
Biological process (GO): ubiquitin-dependent endocytosis
Cellular component (GO): cytosol; cytoplasm; plasma membrane
Molecular function (GO): ubiquitin protein ligase binding; protein-macromolecule adaptor activity
Source: RefSeq, a predicted model, not a curated record
AUGCCAAUGUUGAGGUACCCCAUUUCGGUCGUGAGCUCUGCGCGCCCGUCGCGACCCGCCUCCCCAGUGCCGGCUGGACCCCCGCCUGACGCGAGCCUCGACCAGAUCACGCGCCCCAGUUUCUCGUCAGAGGCGCAGCUCCACCUCGCCUACGCCACUGACCACGGCGUCCUCCCCCCAACGGCUGUCAGCGGGUUGCCGCUAGGAACAACGCCGGAGGCACUCGCGUACGCAGCCGCACACGGCGUGUUCCCCAACGAAGCAGCGGGACCGAGCCGCAUGGGAGUCGCCCAGAGCCAAAUGGCCCAAAGCCAAUUGGGCGGGCGCAGCGCGGCCAUCCGCAAUGUCGACAGUUACUCGAGUUUCCCCAGUGUGUCCAGCGCUCCGUCGUCGAACGCGAUGAGCCGCUCCCAAUCGACGAUGAGCACAAACUCGACGCCGGCUCCCUCCGGGUCAGGCCAUGGGUCCCAGUCUCACCCACAUAGCAGCGCGAACCCGCUCGUGAUCAAGCUCGACUCGGACCACCUCGUCCUCCGCGGGCAGGGCGGUGAUAUGGCGCCAGCGUACCUCUCUGGCUACGUGAGCCUGUGGCUCGCAGAAAGUACAAACAUCAAGGACAUUGUGAUGAACCUCAGCGGCAAGGCCAAGGUCCACUUUUCUGAUUCCACCACCCACAACUACACGCAUAACAUCCUCUCGCACGACUGGUCGUUCCUCAAGGGCAACAAGCGACACGCACACGCGCUCAAGGCCGGGCUACACACCUUUCCCUUCUCCUUCACUAUCGACGGGAACCUCCCCUCCUCCUUGGUGUCGUUUACUGGGGAUGGCGACAUUUCUUACCGGCUGCGCGCGACCGUGAUCCGCUCUGGCCUCGCUUUCAACUUGAACGCAUACCGCAACUUCAACGUUGUGCGAACGUUCACACCCGAGGCGCUUGAGUUCAACCAGACACUCGAGAUCGAGAACACAUGGCCCGGCAAGAUCAUGUACUCGAUCACGAUGCCGUUCAAGGCGUACGCGGCAGGUGACUCGAUCCCGGUACUGCUCAAGUUUAUGCCAGUCGCCAAGGGAGUGCGAGUGAUCAACAUUACGUCUGUGAUCAAGGAGUACUCGCUGGUGAACACGCGCGGUUCAUCACAUCCAGAGACGCGCGCAACUAUAUCGGUCAAGCACGAUAUUGUGAACGGACGACCUAAGCUUGUCGAGCGUGAGAUCAUGCGCCCACCGUACCACUGGAGCGGGUUAUCUGCGGCUGCGUGGCGGCCAGAGCUGUUGGAGAUCGUCCCUGGCGACAACCGGUCAGCGGCAUCUACGACACGAAACUCGGCAGAGGGCUCAAGCCAGCACGAAGUGACGACGGAGGAGGUGCUGGAAGACCUGACGCGUGGUGAUGACGAGCUGAGCCUUAAGGUGAUGAUCCCCAUCCCGCCAUGGACGACGCCAACGCACACCAUCAAGCCAGUGUACGUGACACACAAGAUCAAGUGGUCGUGCUCGCUCGCCAACGCCGAUGGGCACACCUCGGAACUGCGGUGCGCACUGCCCAUCUGCAUUCUCGACAACUCGAUGUUGAACGAGGCUAGAAUGAACGGCGCGCCGGCGCGCAACCUUCUGCUGGGCAUUGACGCGGAGGAUUCGUCGCAGCAUGUCGACCUGCCGAGCUACAGCAACCACGUGUACGACCGUGUGGCUGUUGCGGAUGCUGGCGGGUCUGGUUUUGCGGGCGCCGGCUCAUCUGGCAUCUCGAUGCGGAGUACGCCGAACGUGACACCACCGCACUCGAGACCCGGAUCUCCAUCGCAUGGUCGUAGCAGCAACCGACCGCGCGGCAGUAGCGACGCCGACGACCUUCCACCGCGUCGUCAACUCUCGGACGCUGAACACGCAAUGUUCCGAGGCUUGGGAAUAGGGAGUGGCCCGCCGAGUGCUACCUCGGAGUCUCCACAGGAGCUCAGCGCGAGCGGGAGUCGGUUCGCGAGUAUCAUGGGGUCACGGGUGGCCAGCCGGCCGACCAGUCGACAGGGAAGUCGGGCAGGCUCGCGGGCCGGGUCACGCGCGUCCUCACCUGACCGCAACCACGGGAGCGACGACACGCAAACUGAGCGGCGGGGCCUGGCGGGUCUUCUGCACAUGAAGCCGCUGAGUGUUUUGGGCUCCAAGAGUCCGAUCCUGCGCAACGGCCACGCAGCGUACAGCGGCACCAGUUCGCCAGUCUUGGGCGCCGGAACACGCAGUGCCGUCAGCUUUGCUGAACUCCCUGCGCCAGCUCUGAGCGACAGACUAUCCAACUUGGAGCACCGCAGAGCCGAGCGUAGAUUCCACGUUGCGGACGACGACGAGGAGCUUUCGAUUGUCGACGAGACGACGGCGGCACUCUCCCGCGUCCCGAGCUACACGGACGAGAGCGGGACGCAGUUUGUGGUUCCGCUCGACCCGAAUCUGCCGAGCUAUGUGGACAGCGAGCGGCAGAUGGAGCGGGCGCGGAGUGCGUCGGAUCUCGCUGGCGGCCUGACCGAGUUGGACCUCGCGCAGCGGACGCCGCGGCCGCCGCUGCGCCAAGUCAGUGAUGAGUAA